Molecule: messenger RNA, 1179 nt
Organism: Danio rerio (zebrafish)
Lineage: Eukaryota; Metazoa; Chordata; Actinopteri; Cypriniformes; Danionidae
Gene: ier2a
Product: immediate early response 2a
Cellular component (GO): cytoplasm; nucleus
Source: RefSeq, marked validated
GGUUUACUUCAGUGAAUGAAACCACGGUGAAAGUAAACUGAGCUCAUACAAAUACAUCUGCACAUUAUUUGUGUGCUUAAGAGUGCAUUGAACAAUGGAUGUCACAGCAGAGGCCAAGCAGAUAAUGGUCCAGGCUUUGGGUAAAAUGUACAGCUCGCGCAGCCAGCGUGGCGGACUUCGGCUCCACCGGAGCCUGUUGCUGACGCUCGUCAUGAAAUCUGCAAGGGACAUUUACCACUCAGCCCGACUGAUGAGCGAGAAAAGCGGACAAUCUGUCACAGAGGAGAGCACAUCACACACUCAGGAGCCCAUGGACACAUCGAGCUCCACGGCGACACCUUUGCGCGAGACAUCGGGGCAGUCCAGCGAGGAUGGGCAAAGGUCCGGACUCGAGGGUCAUCCGCAUCCACUCAACCCCGCGGCGGACAAAGAAAACUGCAGCCCAUCCAGACCGGACCGUCACUCCAGAAAGCGACGAAGCAAAACAGCCACGGAUUCAGACUUCAUCCCAUGCAAAAAAGCCAAACUGGAGUGCGCGGAGGUCAGGGGGGUUCUUCAAAACAGUUCCGCUAACUGCGGCAGGGCGCUGGACUCGCUGUCACUCGUGCCAAUGCCAAGGACAAUUGUCACUUUUUGAAGAGACAAACAACAGAAGCCCUUCAGUUGUCAAGUGAACUUUGCGCACCACUGGAAGCGGAUUGUGGCGCAGAACUGCCACCGGGCAGUGUUAAGGGCACUUGAGAAGCCAGUGGGUAGUUUUACUCACAGUGGAACAAUGUGACAGCCGGUUACUCAUACAGUAGGAGAGUAUUGGGUUGUUGUGGACAUUCUGACUAAUGGUGCUUGUUCAGCCCGUCAUUUUUCUCUGAGUCAGGAUAUGACGCGGUACUUCGACGAGAAGUGUGACUGGGAAAACCACCGCGGACAUUUACAUGAACUUUAUUUAUUUAUUGGUCAGGAAUUUGGAUUGUCAGUCCAGUCGUUACACUGACUGACUCACUUGCUGAAGAAUCCACAUAAAACCAUUGUGGAAGACUUGAUCUGGUUUGUUAAUGGCCAGGAUAGUCAAUCUGUGGAUAUUCGUGCAGGUCAACGUGAAAUAAGCUAUACAACAAACAUCUUGAUGUUAUGAUUAAGUCUAUCUACCUCACUUUUGUACAAUAAAGAUGUUUAAACAUA